This is a messenger RNA of Penicillium alfredii, 1626 nucleotides long. RefSeq lists its product as uncharacterized. The record is from RefSeq and is a predicted model, not a curated record. The coding region runs from base 1 to 1626 and encodes 541 amino acids. NCBI's taxonomy places the organism in Eukaryota, Fungi, Ascomycota, Eurotiomycetes, Eurotiales, Aspergillaceae. The transcript is spliced from 3 exons.
AUGCAAGUUUUGGUGCGAAUCCAAGUGGAACUAGGCAAGUCGUCCCCGGGGCUCCGCCUCUCCGACUAUUUGGCUUCCGCACCACCCAAAACCCGCCAGACCGGGAUGGACUCCUCAGAGGUAGUCGACGAAGUGAUCUCCGCUUUCAAGGAUCGCAAUCUCUUGAUCAAACGGGAUGCGAUCGAAUCCGCUCUCACAGAGGCCGCGCACGUGGAAUGGGUAUCGAAACAUCUUCGCCCGGACACUUUGCUAUACACCAAGUUAGAAAGCUCCGGUGCCCUUCAAUCCGUGAUCCAUAACCUAGACCUGGAUGCGACCCGACCUCUCCUGGAAGACGACCUCCGAACUGCGAUUGAAUCCCUCGAAGCAUCGACAGCUACAAUACAGAAACAGGCCGAGACGCUAGAGCUACAAUGCGAGAUACUUCAGAAGCAAUUGGGCCAGGAAAACAGUUUGGACCAAGAUCGAACUCGGGACAUUGCCCGACUGCGCAAGAAGCACGAAGCGGGGAGACAAAGCACUACAGUCGCGGCAAAUGGGCUUUCUGAUGAGCUUGAGGCCAGCUUCAGGAACGCAUCGGACCAGACGGGUGCGGAGAGCAAGAGAAUUCUAGCGUCCCUGUCCACCCGGCUCAAGCAGGAUGACAAGACACUGGUGGGUCUAGAAGCACUCAUAUCUGGCAUCAAGUCUCAUGGCAAUGGUGCAUCGACGGCCAAGCAAACCGGCCAUCUGGCGGCGAUGCUCGCGGACUACGUUGCGGAAGAAAUCCAUUACCGCCUCGACCGAUUAUAUUUGGAAGCCAUUCAGAGCAAGUCAGAGCCCCAUCCGGACGCGACCGUUGAAGAUGAGACGAUCACAGCACUCGAGGACGAACUUGAGUCUCUCUACACAGAAAUCGAGAUUCUCGCCGAAAUGUCCACCAAACAGCAGUUCAACGAGCCAAUUCUACGCGAAAUCCAAAACGAGCACGCUCAGCUACGGGAAGUAUCUCAACAGAAGCUCGAACAGGUUCUCGAUAUCUUGAUUGAAAUGACUUUGUCGAAACAAGCACUCAAGAAAAGGCUAGAGGACCGGGAAUCCUCGUGUGAACUGCUCGAGCAAUUAGCCACGCUCUAUCAAUCGCAAGCAGGCAGCCAGAUGGCUCCCCAGCAAUCUUCCCGGCGGGAGUCCUUGAGACGACGAUCGAUACAACCGGGAGUCUUGUUUGCCAAUACCCGCAACCCCGCCACUCCGGCGAUCGAGCAGCCGGCACUGGAGAAUCUUCUACGGCGCAUUGGGGUGUCGCCUGAAUCAGCUCUACGCCCACAGGUAGAGGAUGGCGGUGCCCGAGGGCUCCACGAGAAGCGAAUUCACAUGUCCGAGACGCUCCAGCAUCUCAAGGUCGGGGUGGACGUUCCCUUGGUGGCUCAUCUGGCUCCGUUGGACAACGCAUCCCAGCUUCUGACAUCUUCAUUACAUGCCAACUCCCACUUUGAAACGUCAUUACCAGACCCUGACCAGGAAAACGCGCUCUUGGGCCUCGAGGCAGAGUUGGCGAGCCUUCAGCGAGGGGUCCAGAGGCUCAACUUGGAUGUACUCCACCAACGAGACAAGACGCAGGACACAUUCCUCGAGCGAUGGGCCUAG